This is a messenger RNA of Rhizophagus irregularis DAOM 181602=DAOM 197198, 314 nucleotides long. Lineage: Eukaryota; Fungi; Glomeromycota; Glomeromycetes; Glomerales; Glomeraceae. The record is from RefSeq and is a predicted model, not a curated record.
AGAAAAUAUUGAAGAAGCUAUAAAGGAUGCUUUUAUGUAAACAGAUAAUGUUUGGAAAGAUGAAAGUUCUAAAUUUUUUGCCUGAUGAAAAAGACCUUGCUUUCUAAGUACAAUGAUAGUAGUACUGCAGUAGUAACUGUGAUAACUCCAAACAAAAUUGUCUAUGUUGGAAAUCUUGGAAAUUCACGUGCUGUUAUGAGCAAUUUUGAUAGAGAAUCUCAAAGAAUAAUCAUUCAAGCAGGAAGAAACCCAGAAAAUUAUAAUGUAUCCGUUCUUUUGAUGACUUUAAAGUGAAGCGUGUAAGAAUAAUCCUG